Olea europaea var. sylvestris is the source of this 691-nucleotide messenger RNA. Its product is annotated as acyl carrier protein 1, mitochondrial-like. NCBI's taxonomy places the organism in Eukaryota, Viridiplantae, Streptophyta, Magnoliopsida, Lamiales, Oleaceae. The transcript has 2 exons. The record is from RefSeq and is a predicted model, not a curated record. Gene Ontology annotation, biological process: fatty acid biosynthetic process. Gene Ontology annotation, molecular function: acyl carrier activity; acyl binding. The coding region runs from base 84 to 455 and encodes 123 amino acids. Gene Ontology annotation, cellular component: mitochondrion.
UAUAUGUGCAAGUACCCUAAAACCUCAAUUCUUACCAACUAGAAAGAGAGGAUUCAGCAUUUCUCAGAUAAAAAAAGAGGGUAAUGGCAUCGGUAUUGAGAUCAAGCAUACUGCGGCACAUCCAGGUCCCAGUCUUCCGGACCCUAAUCCUAAAUGGAUCCAAGAUGAAGGCCGUAAGAUCAAUGUCAUCUCACGGCGACGAUCACCUCGACAAGGAAGUAGUCAUCAACCGAGUCCUCGACAUCGUCAAGAGCUUCCCCAAAGUCGAUCCCUCAAAGGUGUCACCUGAUGUUCAUUUUCAGAAGGAUCUGGGUUUAGAUAGCUUGGACAAUGUGGAGAUUGUGAUGGCUAUUGAGGAAGAGUUUAAGCUGGAGAUUCCUGACAAGGAAGCUGAUAAAAUCGACUCCUGCACUCUUGCAAUCGAGUAUGUCUAUAACCAUCCAAUGGCUAGCUGAGUUAUGUUCGAAUUUUUUGCUCUAUGUUAUCAUUUCUUUGAGACAAUGAGACAUUGCAUUCUGUCCGUGUUUGCCUUGUUGGGAUGUUGUAGAAAUUUGAUCCUGGGUUGGGAAAUAAAUUUGCUGCUGGAUAAAAAGAGUAGUUCCACAGUGGGUUUAAAAAUCUUAUUAUUUUUUGUCUUUACUUUGUGAAUUUGAGAUGUUUCUGUGCGUUAUGCAGAUAUUUCUUUUCAUUA